CGGGCUCAUCAUUCUAGAGCGGUUAUGCCACGGCUAGGAUCUCGGAAGUCGCGGAAUGGCUGUAAGCAAUGCAAAACCAGACACGUGAAAUGCGACGAGAGAGUACCAUGUUCCAAUUGCACCAAAUAUGGUGCUGAAUGCAGCCUUGUGAGCAGUCCUGCCCUUCCAAACCUAGCACAUGGGUUGGCCAAAACGAAAAUUACGCCGGCCAAUCAUAAGUGCACGGAAGACCAUCCCGGCACAUGCGACUGGAUACAAGAUCUGGAGCUCAUGCACCACUAUACCGCCCACGCGCAUCUCACGAUGCCUGGUGUCGAGCAAGCAAAGCAAACUUGGGGCUAUGCUGUACCACAAGAAGCAUUUCGAAACCCCUUUCUCAUGCACAGCUUGCUAGCAUUUUCGGCCUACCAUCUGGCGCAUAUUAACCCUUCGUCUCAGAGCCACUACCGGUUACUCGCCUCCUCCCAUCAAAGCUCUGCCAUUACCGGCAUCAACGGUGUCUUACCGAGCAUUACUCCAGAAAACUGCCACGCACUCUUUGCAGCCGCGAGUUUAAUAACUCUCAACUCAUUUGCAGACUCAGGACCUAAAACGCUGGACGUCCUUAUCGGCCUUUUCCAACUCCUGAGGGGCAUGAACGAGGUCCUCAAGACGACGGAACCCUUGAUUCAAAGUGGUCCCUUCGCAUCUAUAUUUCGCCCUGCAGUUGAUCCUCCCAGGCUUCCUCCUCUUCUCUCCUCCCUGUUAAGGGAGCUGCAGACAGCAUCGAGUCAAGGCCCUACGCCGGAGUCUGAAGUCGCGUACAUGGCGAUGGUGAAUCUUCGAGAUGCACUUCAAUCUGGUCUUGAGAAUUCAUCUCACGCCGCGAUGAGGACUGCGAUGCUAUGGCCAAUCAAACUGAAUGGGGCGUAUAUAGAUAUAUUACGCACUCAAGAGCCGGCCGCAAUGGUGGUACUGGGGCAAUAUAUUAAGAUUCUGGAGUAUGCGGCCACGGAGUGGUGGUUUCUUGCCAGCUGGAAGGAGUUUAGAUGUAAUAUAUGA
This is a messenger RNA of Lindgomyces ingoldianus, 1041 nucleotides long. RefSeq lists its product as uncharacterized. The coding region runs from base 25 to 1041 and encodes 338 amino acids. Gene Ontology annotation, molecular function: zinc ion binding; DNA-binding transcription activator activity, RNA polymerase II-specific. Gene Ontology annotation, biological process: regulation of transcription by RNA polymerase II. The transcript has 2 exons. Lineage: Eukaryota; Fungi; Ascomycota; Dothideomycetes; Pleosporales; Lindgomycetaceae. The record is from RefSeq and is a predicted model, not a curated record.